Salvia hispanica is the source of this 3753-nucleotide messenger RNA. RefSeq names its product phosphatidylinositol deacylase. Lineage: Eukaryota; Viridiplantae; Streptophyta; Magnoliopsida; Lamiales; Lamiaceae. The record is from RefSeq and is a predicted model, not a curated record. Gene Ontology annotation, molecular function: hydrolase activity, acting on ester bonds.
GCUGUUUUUUUAUCUAUGUAACGAUUCAAACUUUAUUAAUUACUCCCAUAACUCAGCGAAAACCUCUUCGUUUGGAUUCCGAUCAGCUCGCUUCUCCCCCAUCCCCACGCAACCUACUGUUCUCCAAUAAUUCUCAGCUGGAUCUCACACUUUUGAGGAUCCAAACUUCUUACUGAUGCUGCUGAUUGGAGAUUGGAUUUUGGAUGGGGCUUAGAGAUAGUGUAGACAUGAAAGCGCUCAGGGCGAAGUUUAGAGUAGCAACUGUGGUUAUAGUGUCCAUAUGGAUUGGGCUUCCAGGAGUGUAUCAUCUGCUGAAGCCAGUAGAAAAUGGUUGUGUCAUGACGUAUAUGUAUCCGACAUACAUUCCACUUCCCACGCCUAAGAAUGUGUCGACUAGUAAAUAUGGUUUGUUCUUGUACCAUGAAGGCUGGAGAAAGAUUGAUUAUAAUGAUCACCUUAAGAAUAUAAAUGGUGUGCCAGUUCUUUUUAUCCCAGGCAAUGGUGGAAGCUACAAACAGGUCAGAUCCCUUGGUGCAGAGUCUGAUAGGGCUUAUAGAGGAGGUCCACUUGAAUGGGACUCUAACCACGCUUAUCCAAUUUUUGGAGAGGGCAUUGAUAUUGAUUUGACUAACAUUUUGUUACCUAGUCAAUAUACUUCCAUGCUUGAUUGGUACGCAGUGGAUCUUGAAGGUGAACAUUCUGCAAUGGAUGGUCGGAUUCUUCAAGAACACGCAGAAUAUGUAGUAUAUGCCAUUCACACGAUUUUGGAUCUAUAUAAAGAAUCGCAUGCUGUGCAUGCAAAAGGUGGUCUCCCUAAAAGCGUGAUAUUAGUUGGUCACUCUAUGGGUGGUUUUGUUGCUAGGGCUGCAGUAGUGCACCCCCAUUUGAGAAAGUUUGCUGUUGAAACUAUUCUGACGCUCUCUACGCCCCAUCAGUCUCCUCCUGUGGCAUUACAGCCAUCCUUGGGCCACUAUUAUGCACAAGUAAAUCAGGAAUGGAGGAAAGGAUAUGAGGUCCAAACCUCUAGAACUGGGCGCUACUUGUCAGAUCCUUUGCUUUCCCAUGUUGUCAUCAUCUCUGUUUCUGGUGGUUAUAAUGAUUACCAGGUACGCUCGAAAUUAGAGUCCCUUGAUGGCAUUGUUCCUCACACACAUGGCUUUUUCAUAAGUAGUACUGGCAUGAGAAACGUGUGGUUAUCAAUGGAGCACCAGGUUAUCUUAUGGUGUAAUCAGCUAGUUGUGCAAAUGUCUCACACUCUCCUCAGUCUGAUAGACACGAAGACAGGCCAACCUUUAAAUGAUGUACAGCAAAGACUUGGAAUAUUCAAAAAAAUGCUCGAUAGUGGCAUUCCGAAGGACUUCUUUGCAUCGACACAACUGCAACAAGCACAUAAAUCUGACCAUAUUCGUGAUAAAAAGAAGAAAGUGAAUCCUGGACUGAGUUCUGGAGUAUCUGGUUGUCCAAGUAGUAGCCAAUGGAGUGAAGAUGGACUUGAAAGAGACCUCUACAUCCAAACCAGUACUAUCACUGUUUUAGCGAUGGAUGGGAGAAGACGAUGGUUGGACAUUCAAAAACUGGGUGAGGAUGGAAAAAACCACUUUGUUUUCGUCACAAAUCUUUCACCUUGUUCUGGUGUGAGACUACAUCUUUGGCAAGAGAAGGAAACUUCAGCUUCAGAAGUUUCUAUGAACAAACGGGUUGUUGAAGUAACAGCUAAAAUGGUGCAUGUUCCAUCUGGACCAGCUCCAAGGCAGAUUGAGCCAGGAAGUCAAACUGAACAAGCUCCUCCAUCUGCAAUAUUUUGGUUGGGUCCUCAAGAUAUGCAUGGCUUUCGGUUUCUGACAGUUUCUGUGGCUCCCCGCCCAACUAUUUCAGGGAGACCCCCACCAGCUGCAUCCAUGGGAGUCGGACAAUUUUUCAAUCCAAAGGAUGGAGAGAAAGUUUUCUCCUCUUUCCAGUUGAUCAGUUCAUUAUACACGGAACAGGAUAUGACUUUGAAGGAAGAUCAUCCUCUUGCUCUCAGUCUUACAUUCUCUGCUAGCUUAGGUCUUCUUCCUGUUUCUUUAUCUAUCAAAACAACUGGCUGUGGGAUUAAAAAAUCAGAAUUUCCCAUUGAAGAGUCUGGAGAUGAGGAAACAAGUAGACUUUGUAAGAGACGCUGUUUCCCACCUGUGGCACUUGCUUGGGAUGCGAUAUCUGGCCUGCACGUUUUCCCUAAUCUGUAUUCUGAAACAAUUGUUGUGGAUUCUUCUCCAGCACUCUGGAGUUCUUCUCAAAAUUCUGACAAUUCAAAUGUUUUGUUACUGAUAGACCCACAUUGCUCUUACGCAAGCACUAUUGGUGUCUCCGUUACUGCUAGUUCUGGUAGAUUCUUGCUUUUAUACUUCUCUCAGAUCAGUGGUCUAUGCUUCUCUGUUGCAUUUUUUGCUCUGAUGCGGCAAGCAUAUGCAUGGGAACUUGACCAGCCUAUACCAUCGCUGUUAUCUGCUGUUGAAUCAAACUUGCGAAUCCCUAGGGCAUUUUUCUUCCUCGCCAUAUUGCCUAUUUGCUUUGCUGUCCUCUUGUCUUGCCUAAGCUCUAAAGCCCUUCCUCCAAUUAUAAGUUUCACUGUUGUCGCAAUCCUUUGUUAUGUUUUUGCAAAUGGCGCGAUAGUUCUCUUGAUAUUACUUUCCCAAAUGCUUUUUUAUGUAGCCGGCAUUCUACAUGUAGCUGUCAAGAAAUGGUGGCAAGUUUGUGAAAGGAACUUCUCCUUUCAUUUUCUCCAACGGAUCUCCUCCAGCUUUGCAUCUACCAGGGUGGUAAGGAUUUUGAUGGCGAAUCCUCUGCUUAUCACGUCAUUGCUUGCUGUUAUGUUGGUGUGUCUUGUGCAUCCAGCACUAGGCCUAUUUGUAUUGCUCUUAUCACACGUUCCGGGCUGCCACAGUGCUCUAUCCAGUUUUUUGAUGGCUUCAUUUCGCAGCCAUGUCCAGACCAAGGAAUUUUACGAAUCUGGGAGUGAAGGCGAAGGUACUGAUAUGGUACAUAACUCCAGUUACGAUAACAACAGCAAGCUGUUCCCGACAAAUGAGACACUUAGAGGUAGCCCCAAAUACACAAAAAGCUAUGGUGAUGCACAAUUAGAGAUCUUCCACCACCGGCAUGGGUUGCUUGUUUUACAUUUGCUUGCAGUAUUGAUGUUUGUCCCUUCACUUGUGGCCUGGCUUCAGCGGAUUGGUAUUGGUCAAAAUCUUCCGUGGUUCUGGGAUUCUGUACUCAGCAUUGGGGUCGUACUGCAUGGUUUAUGCAAUUCCAAGCCCGAAUUCAGUUUCUAUCUAUUUCCCAUUGGAUCCUGGGAAAUUCGACUGAGCUUUGCUUAUCUUGUUGCUGGAUACUUUUCCUAUCUUUCAGCCUUGGCAUUGGCUCCCUACAGAGUUUUUUACGCAAUGGCUGCAAUUGGAGUCGUCUCCUUCGCUUUCAGAGUCAUACAGAGGAAGAACGGCGAGGCAUAUCACCGCAACAGAAAACAUUCCCACAGACAUUGAUUCAGUUCUUCUGCGGUUGAGGGAUUAGUUCUUGCCUGUUGUACUCAACUGAGAACUUGAGUUUGUGAUGUUGUAGAAAUGUGUAUUUGUUGGUACAUGAUUAAAUUUUGAUAGAAAUUAACUCCUUAGCCAUUCUUGUCUCUAGUUUCUGAUUGGCAGAAAAGUUUUGAACUGAUUUAGAAACUUUUUAGAUGGUCACUAAUUCUAUAGUUUGAUUUGUUUCCAUUUGUCA